Messenger RNA from Suillus bovinus, 708 nucleotides. RefSeq lists its product as uncharacterized. The record is from RefSeq and is a predicted model, not a curated record. NCBI's taxonomy places the organism in Eukaryota, Fungi, Basidiomycota, Agaricomycetes, Boletales, Suillaceae. The transcript has 6 exons. The coding region runs from base 1 to 708 and encodes 235 amino acids.
AUGAGCGACAAUAGGCCAGAUCCUCCUCCAGAAACCUGUGAAGCAACCAUUCCUGAAAGCUCGAGCCAGCCCAGUAGUCGAGUCAAACAGGGUACUUGGAAAUUUGCGAAAAAGAUCACCAAGAAACUUUCUAAACGCUUCAAGUGUUCCCGCAAGCGUAUUCCUGCGAUCCAGAAUGUCGGACGUCAAGGUGCUUCAUCCAGUGAGAACAUCCAGGUUCUCGACGUCCACUCUAGCAUAGAGGAAAUCUCUGGUCCCAAAUCAGUUGAUGCCGAACUUCAGGGUGCUCACAAGGCUUUAGAAAACAUGAAAACACCCUGGAGACAUGCGCAGCCUGUGAUAUCCGCUGUCAACAAUGCCCCAGCAGGUCUCACUGCCGUAGAUAAUUUCCAGACCAAUUACCUCCAACCCCUGAAAAUUUUCGACACUGCUAUCGACAAGAUCGCAAACGUGCAUCCAUACGCAAAGAUGGCGUUGGGCGUACUUUCUGCUGCAGCCAAAAUUAUUCUUGCUCAAGCGGAGCGCGACGAAUCAGUAGAUCGCCUUCUUCAAAAAUUAGAUGAAGUUUAUGGUUUCAUUACCCAAGACGAUAAUCUUUCCAGGGUUGAAUCGAUGCGUGAUGUCAUCGGAAAGAUUGCUCAGCAGACUCUCGAGUGUGCCCGUUUCAUCAGGGAAUACUCGGCGACGAAAAGUUUCUGUGGGUCAUAG